This is a messenger RNA of Pichia membranifaciens NRRL Y-2026, 1548 nucleotides long. RefSeq lists its product as hypothetical. NCBI's taxonomy places the organism in Eukaryota, Fungi, Ascomycota, Pichiomycetes, Pichiales, Pichiaceae. The record is from RefSeq and is a predicted model, not a curated record. Gene Ontology annotation, biological process: transmembrane transport. Bases 1 to 1548 code for a protein of 515 amino acids. The transcript has a single exon. Gene Ontology annotation, molecular function: transmembrane transporter activity. Gene Ontology annotation, cellular component: plasma membrane.
AUGAGUGGAAAACCUAGUAUCGAUCAUGAGUCGACAAAGGAGCGUAUAAUCACCGACUCCAGAUCUGAGGAUUCGGAGCAGCAGAAAUACAGCAGUGACAACGAUUUACUGCUCUCUCUGAAGGAGAAGAAUGAAAAGGUGUCCCAACUUGCAGAGGAGUAUAACAUAAACCACAAGAAGUUGAUGUGGAAAAUCGACUUGUGUGUUGUUCCUCCUUUCUGCUUGUUAUACUUCCUUGCGUUCUUGGAUAGAGUCAACAUCUCAAAUGCCAAGGUUUACGGAAUGGAGCGUUCGUUGGACUUGUCGAGUAACCAGUUUUCGGCCGCUCUUACUGUCUUUUUUGUUCCUUACAUUAUUUUUGAGAUCCUUUCCAACUACGUCUUGAAGAUUGUCAAACCACACUUGUGGUUGAGUUGCAUGAUUCUCUUGUUUGGUGUUGUGACAAUUUGCAUGGCCUAUUCAAGAAACUACGGCGGUUUGAUUGUCUGUAGAUUGUUUUUGGGUAUCUUCGAAGCUGGUUCUUUCCCGUCAAUCUUCUACAUCAUGGCAAACUUUUACUCGUCCGCGGAAUCCCAAAGAAGGUUCUCUUUCUUUUUCAGUUGCACUUGUCUAGCAGGUGGUUGUGCAGGUGCCUUGGCAUACAGAAUCCAUGACUUGAAUGGAAAGUACGGGUUGGAAUCAUGGCAAUGGAUUUACAUAAUUGAAGGAGCAUUCACAGCUGGUUUGGCACUUGUCUUAUACUUUGUUGUUCCAGAUUUUCCUGAAGAGUGCAGAUUCUUGAAGACACACGAGAAGAGCUUUUUGAAAAAGAAGUUGGAGAUUUAUUCCGGUAACUCAGGUUACGAAAUCAAACAAACAUGGAAAGAUGUUGGUAAGGUUUUCAAAGACCCUAUAAUUUACAUUUGCGCAGUAUGUUACUUCUGUUUCAUUGUCCCUGCCUACUCAUAUGCAUUCUUUGCGCCUACAGUUAUUGGAGAGCUCGGCUACACAGCAAUGGAAGCUCAAAGACAUUCCAUCUACCCAUGGCUUGCAUCCAUGGGUUUCAGUAUUAUCAUAGCAUUCGUGUCAGACUACUUCUACUCCAGGCUCCCGUUUGCAAUUUUAGCUACCUUGAUAUCCAUCACCGGGUUUGGUAUGUUGAUUGGUGCUACCGAUCAACCGCUUGUAAAAUACGGUGGAUGCUUCAUGCUUGCUGCCGGGUUAUAUACCGCCAUGCCAAUUUUGAUCUGCUGGGUUUCCUUGAACUUUUCAGGACACACGAGAAAGAGUGUCGGUACUGCCUUUAUUAUCGGAUUCGGCAAUAUUGGAGGUAUUGUUUCUUCUUUCUUAUUCCCAAACCACGAGGCUCCACAUUACACAAAGGGCUUGAGUAUCGGCUUGGCCUUUACGGUUUUCGCUCUUAUCAUGCUUCUGGUUUACUGCUCUUUCCUAGCUUACAGAAACAAGAGGAAGCAGCGCCAAGAAUAUAAAAAUGAGUGGGAUAGCCUUGACUCAAGAGAACAAAUCAUGAGAGGAGAUUUGAACCCCGACAUCAAAUACCUUUACUAG